Molecule: messenger RNA, 1986 nt
Organism: Impatiens glandulifera
Lineage: Eukaryota; Viridiplantae; Streptophyta; Magnoliopsida; Ericales; Balsaminaceae
Product: pyruvate kinase, cytosolic isozyme-like
Exons: 3
Coding region: 150-1673 (507 amino acids)
Biological process (GO): glycolytic process
Cellular component (GO): cytoplasm
Molecular function (GO): magnesium ion binding; pyruvate kinase activity; potassium ion binding
Source: RefSeq, a predicted model, not a curated record
UAGUUUUGGUUGCCCCUUGCUUUGUUAGGUCAAUCUCUCAAUUUAUUUAUUUGACCGAUCUUCAGCAGAAAAGAGAUUUUCAUUGCCGCAAGAAGAAGAAGAAGACUAUAGUUCAAUUUGAUCAGAACUAAGAAGCAGCAGAAGCAGCAAUGGAGAUGAUAAGGAAAAACGGCGAUGGAAUGGAACAGAGGCCCAAGACGAAGAUCGUCUGCACUCUUGGUCCUUCUUCGAGAUCUGUACCUCAGAUUGAAAAGCUACUUAGAGCCGGUAUGAGUGUUUCUCGUUUCAACUUCUCUCACGGUUCUCAUGAAUACCAUCAGGAAACCCUUGAUAACCUCCGUACUGCGAUGGAGAAUACCGGCAUCCUCUGCGCCGUCAUGCUCGAUACCAAGGGACCAGAGAUUCGAACUGGGUUUUUGAAAGGUGGAAAAGCCAUACAACUGACUUUAGGUCAAGAGAUCACUAUCAGCACUGACUAUAGCAUUGAGGGUGAUGAGAGCACGAUUUCCAUGAGUUACAAAAAGUUGGCUGAGGAUGUAAAACCAGGGAGUAACAUACUUUGUGCUGAUGGAACUAUUACCUUCUAUGUUCUAUCUUGUGACAAAGAAAAUGGUUUAGUACGAUGCCGAUGUGAAAACACAGCCAUGCUCGGUGAGAGGAAGAAUGUUAAUCUGCCAGGAGUUGUUGUGGAUCUUCCAACUUUGACAGAGAAGGACAGAGUAGACAUUUUGGAAUGGGGAGUCCCUAACAAGAUUGAUAUGAUUGCUUUGUCUUUUGUUCGUAAAGGUUCAGAUUUGGUGGAGGUUCGUAAGGCGUUGGGAGUGCAUGCCAAGACUAUCCUUCUGAUGUCAAAGGUCGAAAACCAAGAAGGUGUGGCCAAUUUUGACGAAAUCCUUGCCAAUUCAGAUGCAUUCAUGGUUGCUCGAGGUGACUUGGGAAUGGAGAUUCCAAUUGAGAAAAUAUUUCUAGCGCAGAAAGUGAUGAUCUACAAAUGCAACAUCCACGGAAAACCCGUCGUGACAGCAACUCAGAUGCUCGAAUCGAUGAUAAAAUCCCCAAGGCCAACUCGUGCUGAAGCCACCGAUGUCGCGAACGCAGUUCUUGACGGAACUGACUGCGUCAUGCUCAGCGGUGAAACAGCAGCCGGGGCCUACCCAGAACUAGCAGUCCGAACCAUGGCUAGAAUCUGCGUUGAAGCAGAAAGCACAAUUGAUUAUGCAGAUGUUUUCAAAAGGAUAAUGGCUAAUGCACCUGUUCCAAUGAGUCCACUCGAGAGUCUAGCCUCAUCUGCUGUCCGAACUGCUUAUUCAGCUAAAGCUGCCCUUAUUUUGGUUCUUACCCGCGGUGGAAGUACUGCAAAACUGGUGGCAAAGUACAGGGCUGGAAUUCCGAUCCUGUCUGUGGUUGUGCCUGAGAUUACGAUUCAGACUGAUUCAUUUGAUUGGUCUUGCAGCGACGAAUCUCCCGCAAGGCACAGUCUUAUUUUUAGGGGUUUGGUUCCGAUUUUAUGUGCUGGGUCUGCUAAGGCUUCACACGCAGAGUCGACUGAGGAAGCUUUGGAGUUUGCUCUUCAGCAUGCAAAGACCAAGGGGCUUUGUAAAGUUGGGGAUGCGGUUGUGGCUCUUCAUAGAGUUGGGACUGCUUCUGUUAUCAAGAUUGUCACGGUUAAGUAAGACAGCGAUUGUUGGUUGGUGGUGAUGGACGAAAGAUUUGUUGGCAUUUUGGAUAUUAUUUUUUUUGUUUCGGUUUCAUUUUACCUAUCUUUAGUUAUAAUCUGCCUCUGCUGCUGCUACUGCCUUUUGAAGAUUCUGAAAUGGAAUUUAACCACUCUACAUUGGCAGAAUUUUUGCACUUUAUUUACAUAUCAUUGAUAUUUUUGUCAUGUAAUCAACUUGUAUUUGCUCUUGAACUUGAAAAAGGAGCUUAGGGCAUUAUGGAGUAUUAUUAUUAUUAUUAUGGCAACACAAUAUAUGGUUGAUUUUUCAU